UCGAACCCGGGUCCUCUGCAAGAGCAAUCAGUGCUCUUAACCUCUGAGCCAUCUCUCCAACCCCAGAAAGGGGGAUUCUAAUCAUAAUAUUUGAGAAUAAGGCAGGGAAGAAAACAAAUCAAAGCAGACUCGUUCCAGCAAUGUAAGAAAAUAAAAGGGUAUGACCAUUUCCUUCUGAAACUCUGGAGAAGAAAAGGGGAGUUGCGGGUGAACAAUGCCUCCGCCCUGGUGGCGCGCCGGGUUCAGCACCUCGGAAAGCACCCCCUCUGCGCUCCUGGGAACUACGCAUGCUCUUUGGGGCCAGCCGCGGUUACUUGGUGAGUACCAACGUAACUCCGGCAAGCUUCUCCAGUAAGUCACUGAGAAUCGACAAUAGCGGAAAACAGAAAACACCCACCUCCGAGCAGUCAGAGUGAGACACUCGGAUGUUCAUGGUCUUUUUUUCCCCUGAGAAGCCAAGAUAUUGGAAAGAGAAGCGGCCCGGGAAUAGUGCUCCAGACCAGGGAGGUGUGCCUAAGAGAGACAGAAGGGUAAGUCUCAGCCCUACUUGCAGCAGACAGAGAUGCUAACCUCGGCAGGACAACCCUUUUUCUCCAGCCACUCGCCUUAGAACUGCGCUCCUCUGCCCUUAAAUCCGGUUUGGAGCAGACGCUGGACUCCACUCUUGAGCCCAAGGCGGCUCUCCCGCGCGGAUGCGUUCUCAUCCAGUUUCUAGGCGCUGUCUUCAGCCUCUACCUAGAAAGCUCUAGAGUGCCCCACGAACCAGUCUGGGGACCACACCCAGAGCGAUCCCAGUCUCCCUGGUGCUUGGCUGAACGAACAUGACCUAGAGGCACUUGCGCAAGCAGGUGACUGCUGCAAGGGACAGCCACCAUGAAUAAGGCGAAUGCGGGUGAUGAGCUCUCAGAGUUCUUUGGUCUGAUCCCAGACCUUCUGGAGGCUGCCAACACAAGUGGCAAUGCGUCGCUGCAGCUUCAGGACUUGUGGUGGGAGCUGGGGUUGGAGCUGCCGGACGGAGCUGCUCCGGGGCAUUCCCCCGGCAGCGGCGGGGCAGAGAGCGCGGACACCGAAGCUCGGGUGCGCAUCCUCGUCAGCGCGGUGUACUGGGUGGUUUGUGCGCUGGGACUGGCCGGCAACCUGCUUGUACUCUACCUGAUGAAGAGCAAGCAGGGCUGGCGCAAAUCCUCCAUCAACCUCUUCGUCACUAACCUGGCGCUGACCGACUUUCAGUUCGUACUCACGCUGCCCUUCUGGGCUGUGGAAAACGCGCUCGACUUCAAGUGGCCCUUCGGCAAGGCCAUGUGUAAGAUCGUGUCGAUCGUGACGUCCAUGAACAUGUAUGCCAGUGUCUUCUUCCUCACCGCUAUGAGUGUGGCGCGCUACCACUCUGUGGCUUCGGCCCUUAAGAGUCACCGGACCAGAGGGCACGGCGGUGGCGACUGCUGCGGCCAGAGCUUAAGGGACAGCUGCUGCUUCUCAGCCAAAGCGCUGUGUGUGUUGAUCUGGACUUCGGCCGCGCUGGCCUCACUGCCCAAUGCCAUUUUCUCCACCACCGUCAGGGUGAUGGGCGAAGAGCUCUGCCUCAUGCGCUUCCCAGACAAGCUCCUGGGCUGGGACAGGCAGUUCUGGCUGGGCUUGUACCAUUUGCAGAAGGUGCUGCUGGGCUUCGUGCUGCCGCUGGGUAUCAUCAGUCUGUGCUACCUGUUGCUGGUGCGCUUCAUCUCUGACCGCCGCAUAGUGGGGACAGAAGGAGGGGCAACGCCUGGAGGAGGCCUGAGUGCAGCCAGCGCACGGAGACGCUCCAAGGUCACCAAAUCAGUGACCAUCGUGGUCCUCUCCUUCUUCGUGUGUUGGCUGCCCAACCAGGCGCUCACCACCUGGAGCAUCCUCAUCAAGUUCAACGCUGUGCCCUUCAGCCAGGAGUACUUUUUGUGCCAGGUAUAUGCAUUUCCAGUCAGCGUGUGCUUGGCGCACUCCAACAGCUGCCUCAACCCGAUCCUCUACUGCCUAGUGCGCCGCGAGUUCCGCAAGGCGCUCAAGAACCUGCUGUGGCGGAUGGCUUCGCCUUCACUCACCAGCAUGCGUCCCUUCACCGCCACCACCAAGCCUGAGCCGGAGGAUCACCGGCUGCAGGCCCUGGCGCCGCUCCACGCCGCGGCAGAGCCUGACCUCUACUACCCACCUGGCGUAGUGGUCUACAGUGGGGGGCGCUACGACCUGCUGCCUAGCAGCUCAGCUUACUGAAUUCCCACAAGGCCCAGGUCGAAACAAGGUAAAGGAGAGGUGAAGGAGAGGUGAAGGAGAGGUGAAGGAGGGGUGAAGGAGGGGUGAAAGCUGAUUGGAGGCUGGAGAAUCAUAAACGGAGAAGCAGGUAGGAAAAAGACUCCGGGAAGCCUGGAAAAGCAAUCUGUGAAAAGGCUGGAAAACUGUCUCUGGAGAAGCGGGAUUGUGAAAUCAGGUGACAGGACACAGCUGGCAAAGGAGUGAUCAACACACACACGCGCACACACACAACACACACACACAGGACCACAACCGCUGCCAACCUCCCUACUCCCUAUUCUCUCCUCCGUAGCCAGUUUGGGAUGCCCGCAUCCUAUCAAGAAGGAGGGUAAUUUGAGUGGGAGCUAGGCUCAGCCAAAUGACAUACAGACAACUGUAUGUCAUAAAAGUCUACUGACUUUUAUGGAACACUUUAUGGGACUUCAAAGCAGCAUCCAGCCAGGAAAGUCACCCAUAAAUCCUUUCUUUUGUACUUUGGCCUGUGAGACUGUUCCAAGCAGGCAAAGGUCUAACUUACUGUGUGGUUGCCUUGGGAGCUCGG
Messenger RNA from Nannospalax galili (Upper Galilee mountains blind mole rat), 2824 nucleotides. RefSeq names its product relaxin family peptide receptor 3 (gene Rxfp3). The transcript has a single exon. The record is from RefSeq and is a predicted model, not a curated record. Gene Ontology annotation, molecular function: G protein-coupled receptor activity. Gene Ontology annotation, biological process: immune response; G protein-coupled receptor signaling pathway. The coding region runs from base 874 to 2244 and encodes 456 amino acids. Lineage: Eukaryota; Metazoa; Chordata; Mammalia; Rodentia; Spalacidae. Gene Ontology annotation, cellular component: membrane.